UCCCAUGAUGCUUUGACCAAAACACUCUGACGUAAUCAUCAUGGCGGCCAUAGACUCCAACUCCGACAGUUCCUCUUCUUCCAACGUUCUAGUCGACAAGCAACAGCUCGAGGCUGGCUCCUCGUCAGAUAGUUCCGACGACCUCUCAACCCCUGUACAGAAGUGCCCAUUAUGUUGUAGCAGAAAAAAGAGGUUUACCUGUGAAUCGUGUGUGAAUGACGGUAAUUUUUGUAGGCCUGACUGUUCGGAGUCUCCAGCUAGAUAUUCAGAAAAGUUACAAGAGCUAUCUAAUUGGAAGAGAGAAAGAUUGAAACUUCAUGCCAGGGCUUCAGAUGUGGUUGACAGUAGCAAGAAAGUUGUAUCUUUGAGAUGGGAAGUUUUGGACCAUACCAGCAGGCUGGUGGCCCUUAGAAAAGCAGUAGAUGAGGUGCAGGCAAGGAAGAAGGAGGAAAACGAGCAUUUGUCACAGCUUCAUGAGGAGAAUCGGCGGAGAAAACAUAAGGAGCUGCGGCACACUGAGAAGCUGGAGAAGAUCCAGCAGUACCUGUCCCAGAUCCAGGCCCACGUGGCGCGCCAGCAUGAGGAGCUGGAGGUACGACAGGAGGCGCUGGUCGACGUGCGCCGAGACAACAUCCGUGAGCUGACCACCAGCAUCUUUGACAUCCAGGAUGUUGCUCACUCAGGUUCUAGUCCUACAUGUCCUAAGAGGAUCCAGGUUCUUGAGUCUCCCCCAGCUGAACCCCCUGACAAGGGCCGAUUCUGGGAACGGCGGGGGAAAGUUGUUCACUUCCUCAACUUUUGGGACUCUGAGGAGGACAUAUCCGAGAGCACAGUGCAGCAGCUGGCAGAGGCCAGGCGCACGGCAUAUGUACGUGGUCGCUGGGUCUACACAGACAUCAAUAAUGACUCCCAGGUCUGCAUCGUGGAGCCCUGCCUGCCUGCUAACGGGAACUACUCGGCCUACUUGGACUGGAUGGAGGCUAAUAAAGAGGCAUCCAUAGGACCAGGUGACUCAGACCUGGACCAGAGGAACCCUGCUUACACUUUUAGUGCUGCCCUUAGCCAUACAACACAGAUGGUCAAACUGUUAGCCUUCUACCUGGGAGUCAACCUGCCCAAGAGAAUAUGCUACAGUGAGUUUUGUGGCGAGCCACUGAGUAGCUCUCGGUUCCACAGAAGUGUGGCCAAACUCAACACCAACAUCCUGCACCUCUGCUUUACUCAGAAUGUGUCUACGGAACUGUUACAUCCCAUGCAGACCCUCAGGAACAUACAGGCCCUCCUCAGUUCACCUGAUCUUGGCAGAUGUGGUGCAUUUGAUGUAAACCCUGAGAUGAUCCAGUCAAUAGAAGAGGCAUUAAACUCUGGUGCGAGCCAUGUGAUGGACGACAGUGAUGACGAUCAUGGGGCUGGUGCUGAUGAGCACGACAUCAGCACUGACUGGGAAACCGUGCCAAGCUCCCAGCUUGUGGAGCCGCACGCGGAGUACAUUGGAGAUAGCAGCACAUCUACACUAGUGUCGCACCACAGACGUGCCUCUCAGGGCGUAACUGUGAACAUGUCAACCAGCCCCACGGGGGGUCUGAUGUCAUCAGCAGCAGAGACAGUCGCCUCGCUGUGGCGCACUGCUACAGGGCAAGGUGGAAACAAGUGAUGGAUGGGGUUUUGUCUUGUGUUUAAAGGUGUCAACUUCUACAAGGAAAUGUGUUGGUCACCAGUGCAAGUUUCUGUCAAGACUGUCCCUCUGAAGCUGCUUGAUAUCGAUAAGCACUCUCUUAAUUGAAUUGCAGAUUAUAUUGUAAAUGUACAGCAGUCUCUAUAUGUGUAAGUUGAAGUUAGAUAUGAUGUGGGGACAAAAAAUGCAUUUGAAUUUAUGUAGAAAUUGCUAAAGAAAUGAUGGGACUAUGAUCAUGGAGGAUAAAUAAUUUGCAAAUGAAAAGGUGAUUGAAUACCCCCUUUGACCAGUAAGUUUUCCUGGAGUAGCCUGGAUGAAAUUUCUGGCUUUGAAAACAGUGGCAUUUUUCUGUACUAUAUGGUAGUUACCACAGGAAAGAUGAUGUCUUGUUCACAUUUCUUUAAAUGUUCCUUUAAUACAGACAUGGAAAGCUUUCAGUGAAUGAACUCAGUGUAGAAAGACAUUACCUUUCUUGUUAAAGAUGGGUUCUGUUCAGCAACUUUGGCUCUAGAGGACUUGCCUGACUGAUAAUAAUGAAGGAAGAACAGAAGAUAAGGUGCUUUUAUAAAAAUUGGUACUGUACUUCAGGCUUCCUCUCUCUUGUGUAAUGUCUUGUUUAUCGCCAUGCCAUAAGUAAUACACAUGUAUAAAGUUAUAAAUGGAGAUAUGCAAUAGCAGGCAAAACAUAUCAUGUUGGUACUGAUACCCUAACAUUAUACAUACCCAUUGGCCAUAAAAAAGUGCUUGUUAAGUAUCUUCUACAUGCCUCAGUAAUGCUGACAGUCAAGUUAUAUCUUUAGUUAGGACUACAAAGUGCAGACAAUGUGGUGGCCAUGUUUGGAAGGUGGGGUUGUAUACACUCAUCAGAAAAAGAGGAUACCAUCUUACUGGCAUCAGUAAGGUAUUGACAGUAUGGCAUGAUGGAGAUGAUUCUUCUAUUCAGAUAUGUACAAAAUGUACACAUGUAUGUAAUCAGCAUAAUGAGAAGUUACAGUCUUGACAUGUAUCUGAAAGAAAGAAGGAAAACAAUGAAUAGUGCCUAUUUACCAUUGUUGCAGAUGUAGAUCUAAAAGUAAUGACAGAUGUAUCAUGCCUCAGAUGUGUGUGUGUGUGUGUGUGUGUGUGUGUGUGUGUGUGUGUGUGUUCAUGAGAGAGGGAUAGCAAGAACAUGUUAGUGAGUGGGUCAGUCAAUCAGUGAGAAAGAGAUUCAUGUAGAUAGAAAAAUAUGGAUGUGUGAAUGAGAGAAAAAUUGCACCAUGAAAUCAGUUCUGUACUCAGGAAAAUUUUUUAGGUCAUUCCAUGUUUCUCAAAAUUCUAUGUGGGAUAGUAAACAAUACUGAAGGUCAAUUCUCAGAAACACAGCCCUCUAAGUCAUUGAAAGGAAAAGUCAAGAUUUUCUUUUAUUAAUCGUUGUACAACACUGGAAAUUCAAUGUGCUAUGGUCAACCCACAGCUCCUUUCCAUUGGACUACUAUUGCUAUUACUACUGCUAUUAAGACCAGAGUUGGUAUUUUCUGUCCUGUCGUACAAUUGUUAUACAGUGUUACAAGGGAGUUGGAGUGUUCAUGUGAAUGCAUCCCUUUCACCAGCAACUUACAAGCCAAACGCUAUUCUAUUAAACCUCUGCCACUUGUCAUGACAUGACACUGAAUUUGCCAAGCCAUAAGUUUUGGUUCUGGUCUAUACUCUGGAAACUCCCAUUUGAGGGAUAUUGUGUAGAUGAGGGGUGUUGCUCAUCAAAAAUUGUUUGUCGUCAUCAUCAGUGCAAACUAUUAUCUAAAAUGAAGUUGUCCUGAUGCCAGUAUUUCAGAAGCGUAGGAGAUGUGCAGUGGUUGUAAAUCAGUUUAUUAUGUAGAUAACACAAAGGUUUAGUUUCUUCCCUCUGCUUACAGGUCUUGAUGGUUGACAUGUAAUUAACUUGUUUUGUCUUUCGAGUAAAAUGAAAUGAUGUAAAUCUAAUGUCCCACUGGACACAAGGAUUCUAUACAUGAUGCUGUGUAUAUAUUGUACAAGACAAUUCCUUAAUAUAGUCUGUGAUAUUGUUGUACAUAUGUACAGAAACAUACAUAUAAGUAAUGCUGUAAUGCUGAAGAGUGAAUUAAAUACUGACAAAUUUCA
Branchiostoma floridae (Florida lancelet) is the source of this 3793-nucleotide messenger RNA. RefSeq names its product beclin 1-associated autophagy-related key regulator-like. Gene Ontology annotation, biological process: autophagosome assembly; mitophagy; cellular response to starvation. The record is from RefSeq and is a predicted model, not a curated record. Gene Ontology annotation, cellular component: phosphatidylinositol 3-kinase complex, class III; mitochondria-associated endoplasmic reticulum membrane contact site; extrinsic component of phagophore assembly site membrane. NCBI's taxonomy places the organism in Eukaryota, Metazoa, Chordata, Leptocardii, Amphioxiformes, Branchiostomatidae. Bases 41 to 1654 code for a protein of 537 amino acids. The transcript has 11 exons.